AUGUCCAAAACAUCCGUCGACAAGCUCCUGAGAAUCCCCCAGUCUCUGCGAGACUCCAUCUCGCGCACCAGGGUGGACUACCGUCAUCUCGGCAACUGUGGGCUCAGGGUGUCCAAUCCAAUCCUGGGAGGGUUGCACAUUGGAAACUCUCGUUGGCUUCCGUGGGUGCUCAACGAGGAAGAGGCCAUGCCGAUACUCAAGGCAGCUUACGACCGUGGGAUAAACACGUGGGAUACGGCCAACGUCUACUCCAAUGGAGAGUCUGAAAAGGUCAUUGCCAAGGCUCUGAGGAAAUACAACAUCCCACGCAGCAAGGUCAUCCUCAUGACCAAGUGCUAUCGUGUUGUGUGUGACUCGGAGAACUUUGACCCUGGGUCAGGAGUGACGAUGCAUCAUGAGCUGGCAGACAAGAGCAAAGACUACGUCAACCAGUGGGGUCUAUCACGGGCAGCCAUCUUCAACGCUGUGGAAGCCUCUCUUGAGCGUCUUGGGACGCAUUACAUUGAUAUCUUCCAGAUCCACCGCUUUGAUCCCACUGUGCCCAUAGCUGAGACCAUGAGUGCUCUAAACGAUCUGGUCAAAGCGGGCAUGGUGCGGUAUCUCGGUGCAAGCUCCAUGUGGACGUAUCAAUUCGCAGCCAUGCAGAAUCUAGCCCAUGCCAAAGGGUGGACCAAGUUUGUCUCGAUGCAAAACCACUAUAACCUCAUCUACCGCGAAGAAGAGCGAGAGAUGAUUCGGUAUUGCAAUGAUACUGGCGUUGGUCUUAUUCCCUGGGCUCCUCUUGCAUCUGGAAGACUGGCACGCAGGCCAAGCCAACAGUCUGUGUCAAUACGCGCAUCCAACAGUAGAAACGGCUCCAUCUAUGAAGCAGAUGACUGCAACACAGACAAGAUCGUUUCAAGGGUGGAAGAGAUUGCUGUCAAGCGAAACUGGCCAAUGAGCCAUGUCGCCCUCGCUUGGCUGAACAAGAGAGUCACGGCUCCUAUUAUUGGCUUCAGCACUGUUCAGCGCAUAGAGGAAGCUUUAGCGGCUGUGGGUAAGGAGCUUAGUGAGGAUGAGGAGAGGUAUCUAGAGGAACUAUAUGUUCCUCGGCCUAUUCAGGGUCAUUCUUGA
This is a messenger RNA of Fusarium keratoplasticum, 1113 nucleotides long. RefSeq lists its product as uncharacterized. The record is from RefSeq and is a predicted model, not a curated record. Lineage: Eukaryota; Fungi; Ascomycota; Sordariomycetes; Hypocreales; Nectriaceae. The coding region runs from base 1 to 1113 and encodes 370 amino acids. The transcript has 5 exons.